Messenger RNA from Aspergillus aculeatus ATCC 16872, 1389 nucleotides. RefSeq names its product putative GTP cyclohydrolase II. NCBI's taxonomy places the organism in Eukaryota, Fungi, Ascomycota, Eurotiomycetes, Eurotiales, Aspergillaceae. Gene Ontology annotation, molecular function: GTP cyclohydrolase II activity. Gene Ontology annotation, biological process: riboflavin biosynthetic process. The record is from RefSeq and is a predicted model, not a curated record. The transcript has 3 exons. Bases 1 to 1389 code for a protein of 462 amino acids.
AUGACUGCCAGUACCCCGCAGCUCGAUACAUCCCCCAAGCCCACUGAAGCGGCGACAACCGUCGUUCAGUCGCCGACUUCUACUUCUCGUUACAGCAAGCACAUUGUUUUAACUACCUACCCCGGCCAAAGCGGGAUCGAUCCCGUCCCUCUCGAAUGGGGCGCCCCCGAUGCCAAAUCCCGCGGUCCGGUGAUUGUCUCCCGUAGUCCGAACCUCCUCAAGCGUCGCAACGCUAUGGGCGCUCAUGGCGGAAGCUACAGCAUUUACAACGCUCUCGCGAUCGCGGCGGGCGACCUGGACCCGAAUUUCCGCCCGGACCUCCGCAACAGCGAGCCCACCUUCAAGUUUCCCGCGCAGCCCGCCUGGGGCGACAAGACCAAGAUCGUGUCCAUGGACCCCUACGGCCACGAUGUCGUCAACCAGUACCGGGACGAGUUGGAGGCCGGCUGGGACAUCCGGCCCACCAUGGCUGUCACGCGCGCGAACAUGAAGCUGGCGGAGAUUGGCGAGGCUGUGCGGGAGGGCAAGCUCGAUGUCGACGGCUCGAUUGUGGUGGACUCCGGCGGUGAGGUUCGCGUGACCAAGGUCGCCGUGGAGCCCGUCUGGUACCUGCCCGGAGUUGCGGAGCGGUUCGGCGUGGAUGAGGGUACGCUGCGGCGGACGCUCUUCGAGCACACGGGUGGAAGUUACCCUGAACUCAUCACGCGCCCAGAUCUGAAGGUCUUCCUGCCUCCGAUUGGUGGGUUGACGGUUUACAUCUUUGGACCUCCGGAGAGAGUCUCGGAUGAGAAUGUUCGGUUGGCACUGCGGAUACACGACGAGUGCAAUGGUAGCGAUGUCUUCCAAUCGGAUAUCUGUACGUGUCGUCCGUACUUGGCGUUUGGUAUCGCGGAGGCGAUCCGGGAGGCGCAGAAUGGCGGCAGCGGUGUGGUGAUCUACUUCCGGAAGGAAGGUCGUGCUCUGGGUGAGGUCAUCAAGUACCUGGUGUAUAAUGCUCGCAAGCGCGGUGGUGAUACUGCGGACAAGUACUUCACUCGCACGGAGAAUAUUGCUGGUGUUCGAGACAUGCGCUUCCAAGCCCUCAUGCCCGACAUUCUGCACUGGCUGGGUAUCAAAAAGAUCGACCGGAUGCUGUCCAUGUCUAACAUGAAGCAUGACGCCAUUGUUGACUCUGGAAUCAAGAUCUUGGAGCGUGUGCCUAUCCCGGAGGACAUGAUCCCGAACGACUCUCGCGUCGAGAUCGAUGCCAAGAUCAACGCAGGCUACUUCACCACCGGCAAACAGUACACGAUGGAGGAGUUGGCCGCUGUGAAGGGACGCGGUUGGGAGAAGUGGGAGGAUGUUACGGUAUGUGGUUUCCUGUUUUGGUUUGAAUGCCACCGAGACUGA